AUGUCGACGGCGACGGCGGCGACGACGGCGACGCGCGACGCGGACGACGUGCGCGCGCUGGUGCGGUGGUGCGUCGAACGCGGCGCGCGCGGGAGCGGGCUCACGGUGGCGCUGGAGACGGGCGCGGGCGCGGGACGAGGGUUGGAGGCGACGCGCGCGCUGCGCGCGGGCGAAGGCGUGCUCGAGCUGAAACUGGCGAGCGGAAUCGUCGACGAUGCGAAGGGACAUCCGGAGAGCGCGCGGGACGCGAUGAAGGAAGCGCCCUGGGGGGUGCGAUUGGCGUGCAGACUGCUGCAGGAGAAGAAGUUGGGCGAGGGGUCGGCGUACGCGGCGUACGCGAGGACGCUUCCGGAACGCGUGCCGACGUCGCCGAUACACUACGAUGAAAAGGCGAUCGCGGACGUGCAGUACCCGCCGGCGAUGUCGGAGAUACGAGAGAUGCAAGCGGCGUGUAGAAAAUGGCACGAGACGCUCAGGGAGAAGGCGCCGGAGGCGCUCGGGGACGCGUAUUUUGAUUACGAGGCGUUCGCGAACGCCGUCGGCGUGGUGCACUCGCGGACGUACGGCGUGGCGAGCGCGGAGGAUAACGCUGGGUACUUUCGCGUGCUGCUGCCGUUGGCGGAUAUGCUGAAUCAUGGAGGCGAUAUCGUGACGUCGUUGACGCGGGAUGAGACCACGGGGGAGCUGACGGAUAUGACGACUGCGGCGACGGAUAACAUCGCGUGGUCCACGCUCGACGCCGAAGAGGGCGUCAUUCAGUUUGCGGCGACGCGAGACAUUGAAGAGGGCGAGGAGGCGUUGAUGUCUUACGGUGAGCGCAGUAACGAUCAUUUUUUGAUUUAUUACGGCUUCGCGCCGGACAACAACCCGCACGACGAUUGCGUGUUGUUUAGCAAUCUCGAGCACGCGAUGGUGUGGCACUCGGUGGCGCAUCCAGAGUUGUGGGACGGGCCCGAGGGCGAAAUUCGCGAGAAAGCUGCGAACGCAGCGUACGAUGAAGUCACGAAAGCGCUCGAGGCCGAGGGCUCGGCGGACGCCAAGCUCGCCGCGGCGGAGCCUCGAUUGAAGGCUCUCGGCGCCGGGAGAAUCGACGCGCGACUUCUCAGUGCUUUUGCCGCCAUGUAUGCCGGUACCGAGGCCUCGGGAGAUAUCAACGGCCCAAUUUGUGGCGAUGAGCUCAAAUUCGCUCGCGCCGACAUCGCCGCGCGAUGCGAACAACUCUUGGCCCAAAUGCCGACAUCGCUCGCCGAAGACGUCGACGCGCUCCGCUCCGGCGCGUGCGUCGACGACGCCGAGCGCGUGCGGUUCAUCUACCGCGCGUGCAAGAAGAAGAUUUUGCACGAAACGCUCGAUUACUUUAAGAUAGCGCAGUAG
Messenger RNA from Ostreococcus lucimarinus CCE9901, 1374 nucleotides. RefSeq lists its product with no specific name. Lineage: Eukaryota; Viridiplantae; Chlorophyta; Mamiellophyceae; Mamiellales; Bathycoccaceae. The transcript has a single exon. Gene Ontology annotation, biological process: peptidyl-lysine monomethylation. Gene Ontology annotation, molecular function: protein-lysine N-methyltransferase activity; protein binding. The record is from RefSeq and is a predicted model, not a curated record. Bases 1 to 1374 code for a protein of 457 amino acids.